Nelumbo nucifera (sacred lotus) is the source of this 1744-nucleotide messenger RNA. RefSeq lists its product as uncharacterized. The record is from RefSeq and is a predicted model, not a curated record. Lineage: Eukaryota; Viridiplantae; Streptophyta; Magnoliopsida; Proteales; Nelumbonaceae. Gene Ontology annotation, biological process: multicellular organism development.
UCUCUCUCUCUCUCUCUGUGAAUACUGAAUAGAACUAUUUCAUCUCUCCUACAGAGUUUCCAUACAAACAGAAUUAAUUGAAAGCUGAGAAUUGCACGGUUUUUUCUUCUUCUCGUCUGUUAUCUUCAUCAGAUAAAUGAGAGAUGAAAUAACGAUGCCCGAUGCAUGUUUCGUUCAUGGAUACCUACUUCUCUGUAGCCCUUGUUCCCGGUUCAAAUUAUUCGCGACGUGAUAAUCACCAUGGCAACGAGAAAUCCCCUUUCCUCGUCUGAAAAAUCCUUCCUGAAAGUUCCCAUCGAUGGGAUUGAAGACAAAACACAAGAGAGAAAUCGACGCCGGCUAUUUUGUUUGCUCGGUACUCCGAAAUGACCAUGAUUCCUUCUCAAACCCUUUUUAAUCAUCAACACUACGACGGUUAUGGUGGUGGGGGUGGUUGCAGAGAAAAUUGUUAUACGGGGAGUUGCGUUGGUCUUAUGAGCCGAAUAUCAGGGUAUGACCCUUGUAACCAAGCGUGCUUAGGAUCCGAAUCCGAUCUGGUGGUCGGUCAAAUGGCYGAAGACGACUCCAGAACCAGUAGCCUCAACGAAGCCGGCUCCAGCUCCAAGGAUUUCCAACAAGAUCAGAGAGACGAAGGUUGGCUUCAGCUGGGAAUCGGUGAUUACGUGACGGGACGAACCGAGUUUAAGCAUAAUCAGAUGGAACCAACCACUCCAACAGUCAGAUUGGUGGAGCUCGAUCUAUUACCACCCAGCGGCAGCGGCGGCGGCAGUAGUAUUAGCAGCAGCACACAACAAGUUAAACCAUUAUUAAAUCCUUUCUUCCAUAUGAACGAGUUUAGAGGUCAUCGUCCAAGCAGUUCUAGUGGUGGUACCAGUAUCAUCGGUACGCCUUUGUUCUUGCCGCACCCGAGGACCAGUUUGAGUUUUCCUCAACCUGAGGUCCCAUGGGGAUAUAGGCCUAACCGAUGGAAUCCAACAGCUUCAUCCUCUUCUUGUUCUCCGAUGCUGUUGCCUGCAACUUAUUACGCCCGACAGUUUCAACAACCGGCUUUAGACGUUGCCGGUCCGAGCUCAGAUGUUAGAGUCGUCGAGGCUCCUCCGAGAACGCAAUCCGGUGUUUGGUUUAUUCUCCAAGCAUCACAAAAUCAAGCAAGAGAACCCUUCUUGCCUCAGAUACCCAAGAGCUACCUAAGAAUCAAAGAUGGGAGAAUGACAGUUCGAUUGUUGAUGAAAUAUCUGGUUAACAAGCUCAAACUAGAAAACGAAUCAGAGCAGGUAGAGAUAACAUGUAGAGGGCAACAGCUUCUACCUUCCUUGACAUUGCAACAUGUACGAGAUAACAUAUGGAGUUCCAGGGAUGCCUUCACUUUGCUUUCAGAUUCCUCAACUACAGAUCAUGUCAUGAUCCUACACUACGUGUUAUUUAUCGUGAAAACAGGAUCUGCUAUUAAAUAGAAAUAUGCCAAAAAAUAAGGAAGGAAACACGAUGAUCUGUAUAAAGAAAUUGAUGAAAUGAAAAUAUAUCAUGUAAAAGUAGUGUUCUGAGUUCUCAGCGAUAACUCGUAUCAAUAGAGUUAGAAUCCACAAUUUUUGCCUUUGCUAUUUCAUAAUUUUCUGUGUUGUAUUUAAAAGGACUUUUGCUUUCAUUAAUUACUUUAAAGGCUCGAUUUGGGUCAGUUUAUACAUGCCGUAGAUUGCAGGUUUAGAGGAUGAUCAAUGGACAUUUUCAUCCACAGUAACGGGCA